Cucumis sativus (cucumber) is the source of this 1504-nucleotide messenger RNA. RefSeq names its product putative RNA methyltransferase At5g10620. Bases 118 to 762 code for a protein of 214 amino acids. The transcript has 8 exons. The record is from RefSeq and is a predicted model, not a curated record. Gene Ontology annotation, biological process: rRNA processing. Gene Ontology annotation, molecular function: methyltransferase activity. Lineage: Eukaryota; Viridiplantae; Streptophyta; Magnoliopsida; Cucurbitales; Cucurbitaceae.
AGAAAACUUUCUGGAGGUUGCGACUUGUAGAUCAAUUGAGACAUGUUUUUGACUCCACAUUUUAAACCUUAGUGCGAAACCGACAUGUCGUCGACUUCAGAAAUUCUUAUCUAAUAAAUGAUUACUGCUCUCUCCACUGCCCUUUCUGCUUCUCCUUCAGGUGGACGCUGCAAGUACACCGGUCAAUCUGUGAGAGCUGUGCCAAUACGCGUUUUAACUGUGGGGAAGAAGAGGUCUCGUGGCGUACAGCUUCUUGUUGAUGAGUAUAUUGAUAAGCUCAAGAACUACUGUCAUGUUGAAGAUGUUCAACUGCGCUCAAAUCCGAGAAAUGCGCGGGAUCCGAAAGCUCAGGUUGAUGAUGAAGACGUGGCUGUCGUGAAUCUUCUCAAGCCUGACGACUGGGUUGUGAUGCUGGAUGAGAAUGGGAAAGAGUUAUCCUCCGAGCUGAUGGCUGAGUUGGUGGCAGAUGCAGGCAAUACAGUUUCCAGUUGUCACCAUGCUCCAAUUGUUUCUGGAAACAACUUUAAUAGAGCUAUCGGGAGUGCUUCAAGAUUAUCAUUUUGCAUUGGUGGACCGUAUGGCCAUGGACAACAGCUGCGACAACGAGCUAACUUAUCAAUCAAGCUUUCCUCCAUGGUAUUAAAUCAUCAAAUUGCACUACUUGUGCUUAUGGAACAACUUUACAGCCAAGAUCUCUGUCCGUCUUGCCCGGCACCUAGAAUCUACUCAAACCUCAUGGCUUAUGGCUGCAAAAUGUUCUGAAAUUUCAUUUCUGGACAUUAAAUUUGUACUUUAAGCGGCCAUUUUGAAACUUUUGAAAUCAAACCGCUACUUUCUUUCACACAUUUACUUCAAAAUCCAACACUAACACCCAACUCACUCUGCACCAUCUUGCAUUUUAAAGUUAAAAUACUUAUUCUCAAUGCAUUUUUGUAUUAAUUUUAGGUCAUGGACUAUUCUAAAGGGUCAGAAGUACCAUCAUUAGCAGCAGCAGCAGCUCAAAUGCCAGCUUAGCGGUAUUUUUCCUUUAAUAUGUUAGAUCUUUAGCUAUCUAUUUCAUCUUCACAAUGGAAGGAAAGUUUAAGUUUGUGUAAAAAUGAUCUCUUAUUGCCAUUAUUGUAGGAAAGUUUGUUGCUUAUUUUGUCCAGAGCAUUUCCCUCCCGAUCUUUUGUGUACGAAUAUAAAUUGGUCAACUACUAGUAAGUGUAAGUUCUAAUAGGUCAAAAAUUUUAACCUCAUCUUAAAGAAAUUAAUAGAUGUCUCAACCAUUGUUGUGUACCAUAUUUGCUCUUGGAUGCAUGACGAAAUGGAGCCUCGAGGUGGAGAUUAACUAUUUCCGUCAUCAUUACACUUGAUUUCUUCUCUUUUCUUAUGGGGGGAGAUAGGAGACUCGUUUAUGUUAGUUUACUAUGAUGUUGUAAUAAACAUUACAAGAAUCCAUGAGAUGUCAAGAUAUUUGUGUAUUUGGCAAUGUGUAUUUAAUUUGUUUUUGUGGGCUCUUCUA